GGAGCCCGCUGCUGCUUGCGUGACUCGUAACGUACGUGACGCCGCACCACCUCCCUCUUCUCUCCUCCCUUUGUGCAGUUGACAAGCCCCUUCUCGGUCAGGACUGGAACACACAGAGAUAAUGGCUGUACCUCCCACCUACGUUGACCUUGGAAAGUCUGCCAAGGAUGUUUUUACCAAGGGUUACGGCUUCGGGCUCAUCAAGCUGGACUUGAAAACGAAGUCUGAGAAUGGACUGGAGUUCACCAGCACAGGCUCUGCCAACACUGAGACCAGCAAGGUUGCUGGAUCCCUGGAAACCAAGUACAAGUGGUCGGAGCACGGACUGACCUUCACAGAGAAGUGGAACACUGACAACACCCUGGGGACUGAGAUCACCCUUGAAGACCAGUUGGCUAAGGGGCUGAAGCUGACGUUCGAUUCCUCCUUCUCACCAAACACCGGCAAGAAGAGCGGCAAGAUCAAGACGGGCUACAAGUGCGACCACAUCAACCUUGGCUGUGACGUUAACUACGACAUCAAUGGCACAGCUAUCCACGGCGCAGCAGUAGUAGGCUACGAGGGCUGGCUUGCCGGCUACCAGAUGACCUUCGAGGCUGGCAGGAACAGGAUCACCCAGAGCAACUUUGCGGUUGGAUUUAAGACUGAAGAGUUCCAGCUCCAUACAAAUGUGUAA
Morone saxatilis (striped sea-bass) is the source of this 676-nucleotide messenger RNA. It is a transcript of the gene vdac1, whose product is annotated as voltage-dependent anion channel 1. The record is from RefSeq and is a predicted model, not a curated record. Gene Ontology annotation, biological process: monoatomic anion transmembrane transport. Gene Ontology annotation, molecular function: voltage-gated monoatomic anion channel activity. Lineage: Eukaryota; Metazoa; Chordata; Actinopteri; Moronidae. The transcript is spliced from 6 exons. Gene Ontology annotation, cellular component: mitochondrial outer membrane. Bases 122 to 676 code for a protein of 184 amino acids.